GUCGUCGCUGCUGCUGGGUGUUCGCGGAAUGAGGCACUAGUCCACUAGUCCUCCGAGUCGACUCCUCGGUUCAUAAGUCACACGUAUUCCUCACCUAGAACCGCCAAACAGCCUCAUAAUAUCGAAGAUCAAAUUGGCAAAACACAAACGAAGGAUUCGACACUGCGCUUGAAUUGGAAUAGUGUUAUUUGUACACCCAACCGAUCUAUGGCCCAAGCUGUUACUUUCACUUUUGGGUCCGACAUUUUGACUUCUGUAAAAUCUGCCUUCUUUUUCAACGGAAAAGUGAUGAAUAUGUUCACUUUUUUCCUGACGUUAGUAGGAUGCCUGUUCUUCAUUUGUGGUUCAUCUGCUGUUGAUCCAGACAGAGCGUCAGUGUCAGUGAUGGAGGGAGAUACAGUGACGUUACACACUGGUGUUCAAAUGAACCAAAGAGACAGAAUGAUAUGGUAUUUUAAUAACGAUCGUAUCGCUCAGAUCACUGGAGAUCAGAGUAAGAUCUGUACAGAUGCUGUGUGUCCUGAGAGAUUCAGAGACAGACUGAAGCUGGAUCAUCAGACUGGAUCUCUGACCAUCACAGACACCAGAACCACAGACUCUGGAGAAUAUAAUCUGAAGAACACCACGCGAAACACUGACAAUAUCUUUAGUGUUACUGUAGAUGGUGUUUCUGCUGCUGAACGAGAUGAAAUGAAGACAAAGUCAGUGAAGGAGGGAGAAUCUGUCACUUUAGACACUUAUGUAAUAAAAAAACCAACUGAUGUGAUGAAACUGUACAUUAAUGAUGCUCUCAUCGCUGAAAUGACUGGAGAUCAGAGUAAGAUCUGUUCAGAUGAUGCGUGUAAAGAGAGAUUCAGAGACAGACUGGAGGUGAAUCAGAAUGGAUCUCUGACCAUCACAGACACCAGAACCACAGACUCUGGACUUUAUAAACUACAGAUCAUCAACAGCAGAUUCAGCAUCAUGAGGAGCUUCACUCUUACUGUCUCUGAUGUUCCAGAUUCAGGAUCGUCUUCAGUUGUUGUUGCUGUUGUUGUUGUUGUUGUUGUUCUUCUUCUUCUUCUGUUUGUUGCUGCUGUGGUUUUCUACAAGCGCCAAGAAAUAAUGCAAUGCAUCAGGAGGCAGCGCGAGAGACAGGAGCGCCGUGAACAGAGAGAUGAUGCUCAAGACACAUCCCAUGAUCAGGCAGAUGCUCUAAUGAAGACGGCUUCUAAUGGGACACCUCAUAAUAAGACUGAGGCUGCUGAACAGACACAACUGUAACAUUAUUUAUUAUUUUAUUGAAAGGGAAAAUUAAGAGAAGAUGCAGAAAUUCUCAUUGCUCACAGAAACACAAUGCCAAAGUUUAAGUGUCAUUAGUGAUAUCUUUUAGCAUCUUGAGGACACUAAUAAUACACAAUAUUUCUUCAAACUGAUGUUUUCAGAGGGAUCACUGAGAAAUGAAACAUUUCACUGAAACUUUGUGUUUUUGUGAAUUAGUUAGUAAAGCUUUGUGGUUAAAAAAGGCAGAAAGUUCAAAUUCCGCAAGGAUUGAUCUAUGAAAUCUCACAAUUAUGUCCUUGAUCAAGACUCUGAAACUCAGGAACUGAAUCUUUAACCCCA
Molecule: messenger RNA, 1602 nt
Organism: Carassius gibelio (silver crucian carp)
Lineage: Eukaryota; Metazoa; Chordata; Actinopteri; Cypriniformes; Cyprinidae
Exons: 6
Coding region: 208-1263 (351 amino acids)
Source: RefSeq, a predicted model, not a curated record